AUGUGCUUGUAAUGUAUGCCAGGAUACAGUUUAGGGUAGUGCGUAAGCAGUUGUGGAGCGGAUUAACUUAAAAACUAGUUGGAUUAAUAAUGCGAUAGCUUUCCUGAUAUUAACUGCUAGUAAUAUAACUAUCAAAAUUAAUGCAAUAAAUGCAAUGAUGGGUAUAUCUUAUAAGAAAAUGGAAUGUGCAAAAAUAAAUUUUGCUCACAAUAUUAAGGUACUUUUGACAGUAUCACCUAAAAAUGUUCUUUAGAUGGAUUUUUACUGUCAGAGUAUAUUAGAGAAUAGUAGAAUUCAUAAAAUAGUGCCCAGUUUAAGCAGGAUUCUUUCAAUUUUUAGUACUCCUCUUUAAAAGAUAGCCUAAAUGAGCAAAUAGUAGAAAUAAAAGUCUUAGAUAUUUUAGAUCAUAAAUUAGUAAUUGGAAGGACGAAUUAAUAUUUAAUAUUUUAUGAUUUCUAAAAAAUGUCUGCAUUAUAUCUACUUGAUAUGUAAGCUCCUAUAAUUUAGAUAUAGACAAAUGAAUAGUAAAUGAAGCUUUACGCUUUGGUUUCGCAUUACGAUAACUUUAAUCAAACUUCUUAAUAUUAGAUCAAGUUUUAUUUAACCAAUAAUAUUUAAUAUUUAGAAGUGGAAGCAUUUUAAGCAUAUUUUCGUUAGUAGAUUAGUCUAUGA
Messenger RNA from Tetrahymena thermophila SB210, 672 nucleotides. RefSeq lists its product as hypothetical. NCBI's taxonomy places the organism in Eukaryota, Ciliophora, Oligohymenophorea, Hymenostomatida, Tetrahymenidae. The transcript has 4 exons. The record is from RefSeq and is a predicted model, not a curated record.